Messenger RNA from Seminavis robusta, 315 nucleotides. The record is from the annotation of a GenBank genome assembly. Lineage: Eukaryota; Bacillariophyta; Bacillariophyceae; Naviculales; Naviculaceae.
AUGCCGCUGUCUCUGGCAUUGCAUUUCUUGAUUCAAGGUGGUGCUUCUCGGAGCGUACGCACCGGUAGUAGGAUCAAUCUACCAGGACCUCGAAGGACGCUGGCUGAGUGUAUGGAGGAGAAACGGAGGCCAUGUUGGGCAAGAUUCCGCGACCAACUGUGCAGCUGUGUACCGGUAGGUACACGGCGAGCGAAGGUUAAACCUCCGGCCUCGAGUGAUAGUAUCGAAGUCGUAAGGCUGUUGCGAGUUGCUUGUACCGGUACAAGGAGCGAUCCUGGAAAAGGAAAAACACAAAACGCUGAAGCAAGGCUAUAG